UUGAAAUACACUGUUAAGAAAGAUUUUCAACAUACAAAUGUGUCAUUUCCUUUCUUCUUGUGCUGUGCUGAAAUAUUAUGUGAUAAAGGUUUUAGGUUUCAAUUGUUACAAGAGGGAAGUGGAUAAAUCAGUGCUGCCGUCUUUAGGACAUAUGAAGUAUGGCACAGUGGGAUGACUUUCCUGAUCAGCAAGAGGACGCUGACAGCUGUACAGAGUCUGUGAAGUUCGAUGCUCGCUCAGUGACAGCUUUGCUUCCUCCCCAUCCUAAAAAUGGCCCAACUCUUCAAGAGAGGAUGAAGUCUUAUAAAGCUGCACUGAUCACCCUUUAUCUCAUUGUGUUUGUAGUUCUCGUGCCCAUCAUUGGCAUAGUGGCAGCUCAGCUCCUGAAAUGGGAAAUGAAGAAUUGCACAGUUGGCUCAGUUAAUGCAGAUAUAUCUCCAAGUCUGGAAGGCAAAGGAAAUGGCAGUGAAGAUGAAAUGAGAUUUCGAGAAGUUUUGAUGGAACGCAUGAGCAACAUGGAAAACAGAAUCCAGUAUCUUUCAGAUAAUGAAGCCAAUCUCCUCGAUUCUAAGAAUUUCCAAAAUUUCAGCAUAACAACUGAUCAAAGAUUUAAUGAUGUUCUUUUCCAGCUAAAUUCCUUACUUUCCUCCAUCCAGGAACAUGAGAAUAUCAUAGCUGAUAUCUCCAAGUCAUUAGUAGGUCUGAACACCACAGUACUUGAUUUGCAGUUCAAUAUUGAAACACUGAAUGGCAGAGUCCAAGAGAAUGCAUUUAAACAACAAGAGGAGAUGCGUAAAUUAGAGGAGCGUAUAUACAAUGCAUCAGCAGAAAUUAAGUCUCUAGAUGAAAAACAAGUAUAUUUGGAACAGGAAAUAAAAGGGGAAGUGAAACUGUUGAAUAAUAUCACUAAUGAUCUGAGGCUGAAGGAUUGGGAACAUUCUCAGACAUUGAAAAAUAUCACUUUACUCCAAGGUCCUCCUGGACCUCCAGGUGAAAAAGGAGAUAGAGGCCCUCCUGGACAAAAUGGUAUACCAGGCUUUCCAGGUCUAAAAGGUACUCCAGGUCUUAAAGGUGAUCGGGGGAUCUCUGGUUUACCUGGAAUUCGAGGAUUCCCAGGACCAAUGGGGAAGACCGGGAAGCCAGGACUUAAUGGACAAAAAGGCCAGAAGGGAGAAAAAGGGAGUGGAAGCAUGCAAAGACCAGGAUAACUCCCUGAUCGUAUUAGGGCAGGCCCCUUUGAAGAUCAGGUGGGUUGGGCGGGACACCCCGUGCUACCAUCUCAUUAAAAGGCCCUUCAUCUCUGGACAAGUCAUCAGCACAUCUGACUCCAGGAUUCCCUUGUGGCUCCUCCAAACGACCUUGGUUCCCACGUGGUGUCAGCUUCCGCAUGCCUUCCUCUCCUGGUCCUUUGGUGCUGUUGGGGCCUCUGCUCCCCUGCUCAUACCUGUCCGCUCUCCAGCACCUCUCCAUGACCACUGUCCCUGAGCUGGGAUGCCUCCAUGGAUUGACUUGCAGACUGCUCUCUCCUACCCUUCUCAGAGCCAGGCCAGGAUCACUCUGCUACCCACUCAUCUAGUGUCUCCCGAAUCCAUUGGCUCCCAGGAGAAAUUUCAUGGUAACAGAUUAUAUGUGAGUUCUUUACCCUCAAACAUAUCAGUCUCAGCCAGAGAUAGUGAUGCCAUAAAGGAAUCCAUUUGUUUGUUCAGCAUAUGUUUACCAUAUACCUCCUGGAGCUAGACUUAACAGCUAAUAAGAUAGCUGUUGUCUCUGGCCUUCCAGAACUGAUUGUCCCUGAAAAACAUAGACAUGGACACAAGCAGUUAUGCAUUAGAGCAGGGCUAGAUGGGGGAAGGAACUGGGCUCUGUGGGUGUUCAGAGGGGAUCAAGAGUCUUCAAUUCCUUAGAAUUUUAAAAAGGUAAAUUGACUUUGAUUUGCUUCGUUUACUUUGUCUUCUUAUUCUCCAGUUUAUGGCAUAUGUUUUUCAAGUUUUAUCAUGAAGUCAAGUGGAGCUGGGGCAGUUCCUUUAACAUUUUUUAGCCAAAAAAAAAAAAAAAAAUCAAAAUUUGUUGCCUUAAAUUACCAGGCUCUUUCAAGCAAGAAUAUUUUGAUCAUAAAAAAAUAAUGCUGAAGAAAAUGCUGAAACUAUUUUAUUCUAUAAAGCUCUUUUCACCAGCCUGCUGCAUUUAAUAUCCUUGGUAAACGCACAUGUAAAAACAAAGUUUCUAAGUGUGUUAGUUAUGUUACUCAAUAAAAACUAUAAAGAAAACCA
Bubalus bubalis (water buffalo) is the source of this 2270-nucleotide messenger RNA. RefSeq names its product macrophage scavenger receptor 1 (gene MSR1). The coding region runs from base 159 to 1208 and encodes 349 amino acids. The transcript is spliced from 9 exons. Gene Ontology annotation, cellular component: membrane. Gene Ontology annotation, biological process: receptor-mediated endocytosis. Gene Ontology annotation, molecular function: scavenger receptor activity. The record is from RefSeq and is a predicted model, not a curated record. Lineage: Eukaryota; Metazoa; Chordata; Mammalia; Artiodactyla; Bovidae.